CGUCACCGCGCUCGGGGCACCCUCGUGCCUGGUUUGGCACGUCCGGGGGGUGUCACCCCCCCACCCCCUGUCCCCGAGCGGGGGGGACGGGGUGACCCCGGGGUGACCAGCCCCCCGUUGGGGUGUUCUCGGGGUGACGUACCCCCUCCCCGUUGGGGGUGGUGCGUUGGGACAGACCCCUGUCCCCCUGCAGUGUCACAGGGUGACACAACCCUGUCCCCACCGAGGUGUCCCCACCCCCCCCCAUUCCAUCGUGGGGUCACAGAGGUGACAGAGCCCCAUCCCCCUUGGGGUGACCCCCACAUAGCCCGAGGUGACAGUCCCCGUCACUGUCACGGGGGUGACGUGCCCCUGCCCCUUUUGGGGUAUCCCCAGGGGUGACACGGCUGUCACCCUCGGGGUGUCGUGGGGGUGACAGAGCCGUGUCCCCGCUGAGCUGGCACAGCCUGACAGAGCCCUGUUGUCCCCUCUCGGGGUGGCACAUGGUGACAUCCUCUUCCCCACUGGGGUGGCACGUGGUGACAUAACCCUGUCCCCACCGGGGCAGCCCAGGGGUGACAGACCCCCCACUGUCCCUGUCACGGGGUCAGGGGGUGACGUACCCCCGUCCCCAUCGUGCUGUCCCCUGUUCUUGGGGGUGACAGACCCCCCCACCGUCCCUGUCACGGGGUCAGGGGGUGACGUACCUCCAUCUCCAUCGUGGUGUCCCCCGUCCCCAUCGUGGUGUCCCCAGGGGUGACAGGCCCCCGUCCCUGUUGCGGUGUCACAGGGUGACACAGAGCUGUCCCCCCGGGGUGACAUCCACGCUCGGGCCAGGCCUGUGCCCAGCCUCGUGCCCCCGAGGGCCUGGGGGACCUGGGGGCGUUGGCAGGGGGGGUCCAGCCUUACCUCCGCCCUCGUGUCCCCUCUGUCCCCGUCGGCCACCCGUCCCCGUCCCUCUCCAGGCGCCAUGUCACUCUGUCCCUCCCGUGGCCACCUCCGGGGCCACCUCCUGGGCCACCUCCAGGGCUACCAGGGCCGAGAGCCACGGCGGGGUGGGGGGGGGCAGGUUUAUAUUUAGCAGCUCCCCGGGGACCGAUCGGGUUUCCUCUGGGUGCGCCGGCAGCUCCGCGGUGUCCCCGGGGGGCCAGUGACAUGGAGGGAGCGGGGUCGCCCCGCGAGGGGGGGCAGGUGGCCCCCUCCCCCAUCCUGGGGCUGUGGCGCCAGGCUCCCCCCGCCAAGAAGAUGAAGAAAGCCGUCCUCUUCUUCGAGGUGGAGAUCCUGGAUGCCCGGACGCGGGAGAAGCUCUGCUUCCUCGAUAAGGUGGAGCCCCACGCCACCAUCGCCGAGAUCAAGAGCCUCUUCACCAAGGCCCAUCCCCAGUGGUACCCGGCCAGACAGUCCCUGCGCCUGGACCCCAAGGGCAGGUCGCUGAAGGACGAGGACGUGCUGCAGAACCUGCCCGUGGGCACCACCGCCACCUUCUACUUCCGCGACCUGGGCGCCCAGAUCAGCUGGGUGACGGUGUUCCUGACGGAGUACGCGGGGCCGCUGCUCAUCUACCUGCUCUUCUACUUCCGCGUCCCCUUCCUCUACGGCCCCCGCUACGACUUCACCGCCAGCCGCCACCCCGUCGUGCAGUCAGUGGGGCCGGGGGGGCGGGGGGCACUGGAGCUGUCCGGGGGGGGCUGGAGGUCACGCUGGGGAGCCAGGAGGCUGGUUUGGGGGAGAGACCAGAGAUGGUACCAGGAACCCAAGGCAGCUCCAAUGUCCCUGAGGGAGACCAAGGGCCACCAGGAGGGACAAGAGAUGGUGCCCAGGAACCCAAACGAGCUCAAACGUUCCCAGGAGAGACCAAGGGCCAGCAGAAGGAACGUUGGCCGGAGCCCAGGGACCUCAACCAGCCCCAACGUCCCCAAGAGCAGCCGAGAACCUUCCUGA
Molecule: messenger RNA, 1920 nt
Organism: Calidris pugnax (ruff)
Lineage: Eukaryota; Metazoa; Chordata; Aves; Charadriiformes; Scolopacidae
Exons: 6
Coding region: 1135-1920 (261 amino acids)
Source: RefSeq, a predicted model, not a curated record